Molecule: messenger RNA, 1494 nt
Organism: Desarmillaria tabescens
Lineage: Eukaryota; Fungi; Basidiomycota; Agaricomycetes; Agaricales; Physalacriaceae
Product: Intradiol ring-cleavage dioxygenase
Exons: 14
Coding region: 160-1467 (435 amino acids)
Molecular function (GO): oxidoreductase activity, acting on single donors with incorporation of molecular oxygen, incorporation of two atoms of oxygen; iron ion binding
Source: RefSeq, a predicted model, not a curated record
GUAACAGGCUCAGGAAAUCGCUAGCAAUAUCUAUUAUUCAGGUCAUGGGAUGUUGUCUUCGAUACCGACGUGUCGGCUAGGCGGUUGAGCUGAAUUCAUGGGCGAGGCAAGCCCAGACAACCGCCAGAAAAUCCUGCGCAGCUCUCAUUGUGAUUUCUCAUGAUUUUUGUAGCCAGUCCCAUCAGCGUUGGCUGGAUUCGUGUCAUUUAUCUGGGGGUCGCAACGACACCGCGUUUCAAUCUCGGCUUUUACCAUCUUUCCAGCAACGCAAAUGACGAUGAUCAGCGAUUGAUCGCGCUCUUGGCAUACGCAACAAGCGGUCUUCUUCCCGACUUCAUCAUGUGGUUCAAAGCGCAGUUCGGAGGCAAAUCAAAGCAAUCCCCGCAGUGGCGGCGCGACUCUUUGUUUAAAAGCGACAUGAUGCGUUCAGUUUUCGCUCUCGCCACUCUCGCACUCUCCCUCCUUUCGUCGACUUCGGCGCACCCACACAAGGCGUCGUCCACAGUACCCGCAGUCCGACGUAGGGGGGUAGGCAAUUGCGCCGACUCCAUCUCCAAGCGCGCGAGCGGCCUCGCGGAUGCCCGUCGUCGAAGUCUCCGCCACCGCCUCAGCGAGGAUACCACUAAACUCGCUGCGCGUGGUCUGGAAGAGAGGGCUAAGUACCCUACCAUUCAAAACGACACUUGCAUUCUGUCCCCAGACACGAUCUUUGGACCCUACUUUGUUGACGGGGAGCUGUACCGUCGUGACAUUCGCGAGGGUGCCGAUGGUAUCGAUUUGUACCUGGACAUCGGAUUGAUUGACGUCGAUACCUGCGAGCCAAUCGAGGACGCCUACAUUGACUUCUGGCACUGCAACGCAGCUGGCAUUUACAGUGGAUACACCGGAAUUAACCCGGAUACUGUCGAGCCCUUCGACGGCGUCACACUCCGCGCAGACGGAACCACUGACGACACCACCUUCCUCCGUGGAUUUACUGCGACCGAUGAGAAUGGUAUCGCCGAAUUCCUCACCAUCUUCCCGGGAUAUUAUGCUUCGCGUACGACCCACAUCCAUAUUGCUGUACAUGUCAAUGGCUCCAUUUCUGAGGACGGCACCAACACUCUCGCGACCUCCAGCAUCCAGCAUGUCGGCCAAUUGUUCUUCGAAGAGUCACUCAUUAACCAAGUGUAUGAAAUCGGGGCUUACACUGCUCACUUGAGCACCCUCGAUCGUGUCACCAAUGAUGCGGACACCAUCAUCGGCGGAGCCAACAGCGACGGAUACAGCGCCUUCGUAUCCACCGAACUUCUCGGAGACAGUCUCGAGGACGGUCUCGUUGGAUACAUCACCGUCGGCGUCGACACCACUGCCAUUUUCGACACCAGCAACUCCAACCCCGUUGGUGUCAUCCCCACUGUGUCUUUAGCUGAGGGUGCCGAAGCGUCCGCCAGCGCUGUCGAUGCUGCUGAAGGUCUAACGGUCUGAAGAAGGGAAUAGAAUGCUGCCGUCUUG